Molecule: messenger RNA, 300 nt
Organism: Enterobius vermicularis (human pinworm)
Lineage: Eukaryota; Metazoa; Nematoda; Chromadorea; Rhabditida; Oxyuridae
Source: the annotation of a GenBank genome assembly
GGUAAUAAGAGUGUCAAUGUAAUUGUUACGCUUCCUUAUUUCUUUGCAAAGUUUCUCUACGUUGACGGUCAGCAGCUAGAUAUGUCUGAUUAUGCAGUUUGCUAUACAAAUCAUCGGAAGUAUUCUCGACCGUCUAGUACUGUUGUGAGAUUCUUCACAAAUAUUCCUUUGAAAUCUUUUUCUCUACGUUCGGACUCAAAUUAUAGGUACUGCGAUAUGUGUGAACGUUACGUUGCGAUUUCAAACAAACACUGUGGGUUAUGUGGCGUUUGUCCUUCAAAGGUUGGCGUGUAUUCUUGA